This is a messenger RNA of Enterobius vermicularis (human pinworm), 438 nucleotides long. The record is from the annotation of a GenBank genome assembly. NCBI's taxonomy places the organism in Eukaryota, Metazoa, Nematoda, Chromadorea, Rhabditida, Oxyuridae.
AUGGGUGGUUGCUACGUCGUGAGUUGGCUUUAUAAAGGUUUUGAUGAAGCAAUUUCAGACAACUACCAAUUAUGCUGCUUCCGACUAAGGAGCGUACUCAAUCGAUUAUCUCGAGAACGCUUGUUAGACAACCAAAUCAGGAAAGAACGUAGUCUUAAUGACAGUUUCUAUCGAGGACCACUAAUGCUGCCCGGACUGUGUGGAAUAUUAUUAAGAUUUCGAACGUUCAUCUAUGGUGUUAUAGCAGACAUUGAGAAAGCGUUUCUUCAAAUUGAACUGCACGAGCCAGACCGUGACAUGACUCGGUUCUUAUGAGUAAUAUCCAGUCCGUUUCUCUUGACAACAAUUGUGGCACAUCAUUUCAGGAAAGAAAUCGAGGAGAAUGUGAGGAAAGGUGACACCCAGAUAGUUGAACUGUUACAAAAAAUAACCAAUCAG